CAGGUGAGGUUACCUGGGCACCCGGAGAAGCCCCGAGGGGCGCUGCGAUCCUUCCUCUCGAAGUCGCCCCACUCCCUGCCGGGGCCCCAGGACUCUGGCCCCCUCUCUCCCUGCGCGCAUCCCCUGCCCCUCAGGCUCCGGCGCGCAGCUACAGCCGCCCGCAGCGCUCGACUCCCCUCCGCCGACCUGGCGUGACGCAGGCGGAGACUACUUAAAGCCAGAUUAGAGGCGGCGGCCGCGGAUUCCCGAGCCCUGCAGCCGGCUCCGCGCGCUCCGCCCCGGCUUCGCAGGCGGCAGCGCGGGAGCGCCCGGUGCCCGCUGAAGUGCCAGGCGCGGGGGCUGGGGCCUGGACCCUUUUUUGGCUCCCAACCCCCGGCGGUGAGUGGGGCCCAAAGACCUCGCUCGGGCGGGCGGGAGCUCGAGGACCUGCACGCGGCCACCCCCGCUCCGCCCCGCCCCUCCCCCGGGCAUCCGCCGGCUCCAGACCUGACGCCCGGACGGCGCUGGCGGUUCGUGGCCGACCUCCGGACCGCGCCAGCUGCCCAUCAGUUGGGCGUGCUUGGGUUUCCUUCCCCAUUUCCCUCUUUUAAGUACAAUAAAAGGGAGAGGGGAAUCGUGGAUUUUUAAAAAAUUUUGUUUGAUUCUUUAAUUGGGGGGCAAUUCGCUCCCAGUCGGGAGGUGCGGCCCGGGGAGUGGCCAGGAGCGGGGACGUGCCCGGUACUGCCCAGUCUUUGUCUGCUGCCUCCGGAUGCACAGCGAUGGGGGAAUGGACCAUCUUGGAGAGGCUGCUGGAAGCCGCGGUGCAGCAGCACUCCACUAUGAUCGGGAGGAUCCUGUUGACUGUGGUGGUGAUCUUCCGCAUCCUCAUUGUGGCCAUUGUCGGGGAGACGGUGUACGAUGAUGAGCAGACCAUGUUUGUGUGCAACACCCUGCAGCCCGGCUGUAACCAGGCCUGCUAUGACCGCGCCUUCCCCAUCUCCCACAUACGUUACUGGGUCUUCCAGAUCAUAAUGGUGUGUACCCCCAGUCUCUGCUUCAUCACUUACUCUGUGCACCAGUCUGCCAAGCAGCGAGAACGCCGCUACUCUACUGUCUUCCUAGCCCUGGACAGAGAUCCCCCUGAGUCCAUGGGGAGCGCUGGAGGACCUGGGGGUGGGAGCAGUGGUGUUGGCAAACGAGAAGACAAGAAGUUGCAAAGUGCCAUUGUCAAUGGGGUGCUGCAGAACACAGAGAACACAAGCAAGGAGAUGGAGCCAGAUUGUUUAGAGGUUAAGGAGCUGACUCCACACCCAUCGGGGUUGCGCACUGCAGCACGAUCCAAGCUCCGAAGGCAGGAAGGCAUCUCCCGCUUCUACAUUAUCCAAGUGGUGUUCCGAAAUGCCCUGGAGAUUGGGUUUCUGGUGGGCCAAUACUUUCUGUACGGCUUCAGCGUCCCAGGGUUGUAUGAGUGUGACCGCUACCCCUGCAUCAAGGAGGUGGAAUGUUACGUGUCCCGGCCUACUGAGAAGACUGUUUUUCUAGUGUUCAUGUUUGCUGUGAGUGGCAUCUGUGUGGUGCUGAACCUGGCUGAACUCAACCACCUGGGCUGGCGCAAGAUCAAGCUGGCCGUGCGAGGGGCCCAGGCCAAGAGGAAGUCAGUCUAUGAGAUCCGCAACAAGGACCUGCCACGGGUCAGUGUUCCCAAUUUUGGCAGGACUCAGUCCAGCGACUCUGCCUAUGUGUGAAAGGGCAGGUUUUGGAAAGGCCUGGGGGAUGACAAGUAGCCCCAAGGCAGACGACUGUGGAGAGUGGCUCUAUCUGCCCUCAUUUAUGUGGCUGUCAUCACUGAGACGUAGAAUAAGGCUGGUUAAGAGAAGAUCUUGCCUCAAUGGGAGAGGAGAGAAAGUAGAAUGAUUACGUCACACCACUGGUUCCAGAGACAGUUGGAUAGAGUGCUGAGAGGAUGAGUUGGGCUUCUUUGAGUCCUUUUGUUUCGUGGUCCAGUUUGAUCCUGAUCAUAGUGGACUUGCACAGCUACCAAGCAGGACUUAGCUCUGCUAAGCUCUGUAUUCUGGUGAAUGGCGUGAGUCAAAUAUUUUAUUGGUACACAAUUUGUGACCUAUCUCAACACAUCCUUCCAUCCUGGGCUGCAGGACAAACAUCCUUGAGGCAUCCUUCAUGUACCUCUCCCAUCAGCAUGCCCCUCUCCCUCCGCCCAGGAUAGCAUGCCAGCUUUUCUCUCAAUCUGGCCUUACAGUAGACCUACUAUGGUUUAUCUGCAAGCUAGAGGGAAUUCCAUGGGGUGCUUUUUGGAGAAUGGCCAUGGCAGAGGUUUGCAUUAUAGCCCCAUCUGACUGGCCCUUAGUCAUUAUGAAAACCUUAGGAAUGUCUCAAUAUUUCCAGUUUUCUAACUCGAACUGCACUGGUGCUGUUUAUUAGGGGCAGGGUGUUGGGUGGGAGGGAGGGAAUUGAAAUAUGCAACUAUAAUAGUCCUGUGGGAUGGUUGUUGCCCUGUUAGGCAUGUGGUUAUGAGCUUUGGGAUAUUUCUGCCUUCCAGAUUGUGGACUUUGGACAGCAUUAAAAAUAUAUUUGCUGUUGUUGUUGUUAAUAUCAAGGGUGUCUACCCGAGCCACAGAAUUUCUAACUGGUGUAUUUCACUCAUUUUCUUGUAUAGUUUUGCUGUGCAACACAGCUUCACUUCAUUUUGCCAUGGUUUGAAUUUACCUGUGUGCUCACACCAGAGACCUUAAUCAGCCCAUGUCAAUCCUGAUUUAUUAUUUUAUCAGCCAUUUUUGAAACACACACAAUCACUGGCUUAAGAAACCUGGAACUAAACACUAUUGGCUAACACGUGUUUACGGAUGCUUAUUUGAGAUAUAUACCAAAGGUUCAAAAACCUGUUGCUUUGGACUGUGAACAUGUUUCCUUCUCUUUGCUCCUAUUUAUUUAAGUGCCAUCCUGUACCUUUCACAUCCACUGCGUAUUUAGUUAAAGCAUUGGCCAAGAAUAAUAUUUGGCUAACGUGCUUUUAUGAAGCCCUCUGUUUCCUUUGCAUUAUCAUUAUGAUUUUUGGUUUAGAUAUGGACGUGGUGUAACACACAACUGAGGAUCUGUUUAAAAUAAAGUUCUUGCCUUUUUUUUUUUAAUGGGAA
This is a messenger RNA of Orcinus orca (killer whale), 3131 nucleotides long. RefSeq names its product gap junction protein delta 2 (gene GJD2). The transcript has 2 exons. NCBI's taxonomy places the organism in Eukaryota, Metazoa, Chordata, Mammalia, Artiodactyla, Delphinidae. Gene Ontology annotation, cellular component: connexin complex. The coding region runs from base 759 to 1724 and encodes 321 amino acids. The record is from RefSeq and is a predicted model, not a curated record. Gene Ontology annotation, biological process: cell communication.